AUGCCUCCAAAAGGAGCCAAACCAACAAACGAUGAGCUGCUAGCUCAAUUUGACGACCUUGGUAUUGACACAACGGGCAAGUCCUCAGAACCGACUCCCGCCCCUCCAAGCACGACCUCCACAAAGCCAGCUUCCACAGAAGCUCCAACAGCUAUCGAGAAGGAUCCUCUAGCUGAAUUAGAGAAUCUAGCGUCGCAACGACCUAGUACUCCGCGACUGUCAGCAGAAGCGCGUCGCCCAAAGCCUUCUUCCGGUCGGACAAGCGAAGAGAAACCUGCUACACAACCCCGCGCCGCGGUCGUCGAAGAUGAACAGCUGCCAGAAAAAGUCACACCAGCACCGGCUGCUACAAAUGAAGAGCCCAAAAGCUCUGGUGGGGGGUGGUGGGGAGGGUUCUUGUCGACGGCGACUGCAACAGCCACUGCUGCUAUGAAACAGGCUGAAGCGGCCGUGAAGGAGAUUCAGAAGAACGAAGAAGCGCAGAAAUGGGCAGAGCAGGUGAGAGGAAAUGUCGGUGCUCUCAGAGGUCUUGGAGGAGAAUUACGAACCCUGGCCCUACCAACCUUUACAUCAAUCAUCCACACAUUAGCACCCCCUAUCUCAUCCCACGAACGACUACAAAUACACAUAACUCACGAUCUAUCCGGCUACCCUAGUCUCGAUCCCAUAAUCCACUCCGUCUUCGCGCGCGUAAUGUCACAAGUCGAAGGUGGGGAUCUCCUCGUCAUCCAACGCGGUCAAGAAUCCUCUCCUCGUCGUGGGACAGACUUUGGGUUUCAAUCUUCAAUUACAGGCUGGCGUGAUGGGCCAUGGUGGCGGACCAUCACUCCCGGUACCCCUCGCAGCAUCGCAGCCGUCCCCGGCGUGGUACCAGGCACGAAACUCGCUCGCGCAAGUGCAGAAGCUUAUGCUACGGAAUUCUACUCUUCGCGCGGCGGAAUCGAAGAAGCCGCUAAGCAAGCAACUGAGAUCUUAAGUGAAUCCAACCCCGUGCGAAGCAGCGAUAUUUUCCUUUCAAUCCAGGCUAUUAGCCAGACUAUGCCCAAGGAUUUGUUUCAAGCCGGUCCUACUGCAGAAAAGGCCACACCAGAAGCUGCAGGUGGUGUAGUCGAACCGGCGGAUGAAGGCGAAGAAGAGAUCUUGUUUGCUGUCUACCUGCAUGACCCCAUCCAUGGAAUAGCAUUCAGCACAAUUUCACAAGCUGUCCCCCGCAAAUGGAUCGAUUGGCUCGACGCAUCCGUUCCCGCCUCAGAUGAUCAAGAAGGGGACAUGCGUACCAAGAUCCCCGAAGCGAUCCAGGAUAUUAUCGAAAGCGGGGGCGUAGAUCCUCGGGAAUGGGUAUCAGAGUGGUUGGAGGAGGCGUUGAAUCUGUCCACGGGUGUUGUUGCGCAGCGAUACGUUGCGCGUCGUAUGGGUGUCGGUGAGGGUGGAAUUGCAAAAGGGAAGUUGAAAGCUGAGCAGGCUACGACGAUUGAAGGUGGAGCUGGCGAGGCUGCGAGAACAUUGAUUUAA
This is a messenger RNA of Talaromyces marneffei, 1512 nucleotides long. RefSeq lists its product as uncharacterized. The transcript has 2 exons. The coding region runs from base 1 to 1512 and encodes 503 amino acids. The record is from RefSeq and is a predicted model, not a curated record. NCBI's taxonomy places the organism in Eukaryota, Fungi, Ascomycota, Eurotiomycetes, Eurotiales, Trichocomaceae.